GAAAGUGAACCACAUGCACAAGUCUUUCAUACAAUGAUUUCAAUUUUGUUGUGGCAGUCUAGUCCAUAUAUCGCUGCUCCCCCCCAAAGUGUUUGUCGGUGUAUUGUAUGGUUUCUGAAGGUGUUCUGUUCAAAAAUAAAGAUACUUGACCAGUGAUAAAUCAGAAUGGUAGAUGACUGAUUUCGAGCUACAUGUAGUGGGCGUGGAAAGAUUCCCAGUUGUCGACAGGAGUGAACAUUGUUUUCCUUGAAAUGGUGGAAAGCUGAGGCCAUCGUCUCACCAGCGUAAUGGCCGCCUUCAACCAGGAUUGGAGCGGUGAUAGGAUCGAGCUAUCAAAUGAAGGCACAAUAGCUCGACGGACUGCAAGCUACAAUGGUGGCAUUGUGUACAGCUCCGAGCCCAUAGAAACAAAUGAGAUUUUUCAAGUUCGUAUUGACACCAUGGAGAUGGGAUGGGCUGGCUCACUGAAAUUUGGAGUUACUACGAGAUGCCCUAUAGACCAGACCAUUCCGAAGGGUAUCUUAGAACUCUACAACCGCGAUGAUUUUUGGGUACUGUCGGGGGACAAGCUACAUCAUGAUCAUAAAGAACUGACAUAUGAGGGACCUUCUUUGGAGAGCUUGACACGCGGCGACACCGUAGGUCUCUAUGUGAGCAGCGAAGGCGAGUUGCACUUCCUUUUGAAGGGCGACCAUGCUGUGAAGUCUCUAGAAAUACCCACUGAUCGUGAUGUCUACGUCGUUGCUGACAUCUAUGGCCAGGUGAAGCAAAUCAGCAUAGACGACUCUGUAUCUUCAGUCCUGGUGGAUACGCCCAUGACAGAGGUGGACAUGUCUUCUCGCAAGUCCGCUGGCGCCCUCCCCUCUAUGCCAUCGCCGCUCGUUGCCGCACGAGCGCUGCGAGCGGCUGCGACAACGCACGCCAUCGAGUCUGCCUCUGCACCCGCGGUCGAGAACAGCUGGAAGUUCUACGUCCACCAGCAGGCGCACAUACAGCGCGAGCUUCGUGAGAACGACCUGGCACUGGCGGAACUACACCGGCAUCACUUAGCAUCCUUAUUCGGCACCCAGAUCUUGGCAGCCGAGGGCAAGUAUGUGACUGUACAGGCCCAGGAUGUGAAGCAGCUUCUGGAACAAUACAAGAGAGUGCUUGAGCAGACCUGUGCCGAGAGUGCUGCAGCGAACGAGAGCGAAGGAGAUGCUGGGAGCGAUAGCGCAGAUGCCGAGACAACCGGCUGAUUGGUGUGCUUGCAACACUGCAAUUAGCACUGAAUUGUCAUGGAAAACCCACCGAGUAUAAGAUCUGCUUGCUCAUUGAACUGCCGAACACUUGAUGUGGAGCAAUGCGGCCGCCGUGUUCGUCCUUUUUUUAAUAUUUCCCCUGAACCUUGACAUGCCCCUUGUGUUUGUUGCUUAUUCCUACUAUACUCUACUAUACUCUAUAAUUGUUUACCUAGCAAAGGUCGCCGAGUUGUAUGUAGUCCUUGGAAACUCUUCAUAAAAUCGUCUUGCACAUAACACACAUAGAUAUGAACGCCAAUAGCUCAUCAUUGUUAUUUUCAACCUCCUAACCUAGUUCCAGUCCAGAUUGUUGUUUGCUGUACCAGCGCCGCCCCCCCCCCCCCCCCUCCCCCCCAACCCACUGUGUGUCUUGUGUUCAUUCACUUGUAUUUAGCUGACAAGCUCCAUUCCACGAUACCGCUGGAAUUUGUCUACUUCUUACCAUGGUCGAACGAUGACAAGAACGGAUCCACUUUGUGUUUCUACCCACGUCUCUGCACGUUGUCUUGCCUUGUCCUAUUCUCUGAUAGUGAUUUUUACUGCAAUCAGCCAUGUUCUGUUAUGAAACAAAUCUAUUUCUAUACAGUA
Sycon ciliatum is the source of this 1868-nucleotide messenger RNA. Its product is annotated as neuralized-like protein 4. The record is from RefSeq and is a predicted model, not a curated record. The transcript is spliced from 4 exons. Bases 288 to 1238 code for a protein of 316 amino acids. Gene Ontology annotation, molecular function: ubiquitin protein ligase activity. NCBI's taxonomy places the organism in Eukaryota, Metazoa, Porifera, Calcarea, Leucosolenida, Sycettidae.